Loxodonta africana (African savanna elephant) is the source of this 8351-nucleotide messenger RNA. It is a transcript of the gene MTMR11, whose product is annotated as myotubularin related protein 11. Gene Ontology annotation, biological process: phosphatidylinositol dephosphorylation. Lineage: Eukaryota; Metazoa; Chordata; Mammalia; Proboscidea; Elephantidae. Gene Ontology annotation, molecular function: phosphatidylinositol-3-phosphate phosphatase activity. Gene Ontology annotation, cellular component: cytoplasm; membrane. The record is from RefSeq and is a predicted model, not a curated record.
GGGUGGAGUGGGGAGGGCAGGGCACUCUUAUCUGUAUAUGUUCUUUUUGCUUCCCGAUGAAGAAAGUUUUUAUCCCAUGUUGCACUUGGUAACAAAGCCAGCCAAGACUGCCCUCUUCACUAGAACUGGGCACAGUUUGGAAAGAUUCCUUUCUCCUCAACACACUGAAAGUCACUGACUUACCAGACCUGAUAGCCUGUUGAUGUCAUCGUUUCCUGUAGCUACUAAAUCUUAGACUUUUAUAUGAAACUAAACUGGUUUUAAGGAUGCAAGUGAGGUCAAAAGAGAUGGGUCCCAAAGGAGAGGAAGUAUAUUUCUGGGUAAGGCUGAGCCUAAGGUGAGAAGAACACUUACCUUAGGUGCCAGAUGUAAAGAGGUACCAAAAAACUCAGUAAUCAAGAUAAAUACAAUAUUUUUUAAUGCAAAAAAAAAAAAAUCCAUGAUGAACAAAAUAGCAAAAUUUUAAAUAAAGACAGGAUCUGACAGGACCAGGAUUAUGUGAGGGAAAUGUGGCUGAGUCAAGCAAGUAAGGAGUUGAAUCCUGUAUUUAAAAUUUUGCUGUUUUGUUCAUCAUGGAUUUUUUUUUUUUGCAUUUUUAUUUUCUUUUUUAAGUAUUGUAUUAAAAUAGUAUUUAUUCUGAUUACUGUUUUGGUACUCUUUAAAUUUUGUGUUGAAGGUGAGAGCCUUGCUCGCCUAGCCCUAGUGCUGGACCUAUUUCUGGGAUCAUAACGCUGGUGAGACCUCCACCUCCAACAUACACCAAACCACAGGAGGCUCAAGUUCACACCUUGAAGUUGCACAGCUCACCUGGCUGUCCUUUAGGCGUCUAUCUAUAACAUAGGAUUCUGGCCUGGACCAAUAGGAAUGGAAAUACAUCAGGGGUUAUCCCAGAAAAUAAAAACAGGAAAAUUUUGUUUCUCCUGUGGACUGCUGUGUUUGAAUUUGAUCUUGUUACUAGAUUCUAGUUGAUACUUUUGUUUAAAAAAAAAAAUGAGGACAAAUGAACAAAAACAGAAACCUUGUAUCAUGUUUGUUUUUAUUUAUAAGUUAACCAAUCCAAUUCCUUUUGCUCUUUUUUCAAAGAAAAAAUCGAAAUUCUGAGGUGUGGCCUAGGGGUUUGGUAAGAUAGGGCUUUAGACCCAAUAGUUUUUAUUAAGAAAUAAUUUUAUUUGGGAAGGUAACUAUUGAGGCAUUGAAAAACCUCUUCAUUCUAAGAAUGAGGGAUCCUGAAGCAGAGGGUAUUUUUCCACACAGAAGGAGUGAAGUUUGUUUUGCUUUAUUCUUUCAGGGGCUUUGGGUGGGGUGCAAGGAGUGAAGGAAUAAUGCCUGGGAAAUUAAGACAGACUCUGGUUGGUUUGUGGUAUUUUGGGAGGAUGAGGGGGUGGAAGAGGCAAGCCCAUGCAAUUACUGUGUUGGGGAAAAGCAAAGAGGGGUACAUGGGAUUAACUCUAAUAAGCAAAAAUCCCCUAGUUAGAGAGGGGUAUGUGGGUGAAGGGGGAGACAUAUCCCUUAACCCUAGGUGAGGGUGAUACCUUUCAGGCUUAAAUAAGUGCACUUAGUUCUUCUAAUCCAGGGCAUCUGGGGUACCUAGUGAGGUUUGUAAUGAGGGGGAGAUUUUCAGGCUUCUAUUUUUUUACCUUUUGGUUUAAGACAAUGCUAUCCACCCACCCCCUGCAUUCUCCACCCUACCUCCAGUGGAGCAAGGAAGAUACUAUAGGAUGGGCCUCCAGAUUUCUUCCUUAACUCAUGGUAGUUUUAUUGAGAGUUAAUAAGAUUUAACCAAAAGUUUUUCCCUCAUACUGGUUUUUAUCAACAAAAUAAAAAGAUUAUAUAAAAAAAAUUUUUUUUUUUUUUUUAAAUUCUAUCUAUGAAGUGGGAAUGGUGUUAAACUCAGUGCUGUACAAGGCCUGGAAAGGAAGUACACUCCCUCUCUUGUUGGCUCUGUUUCUUAAGUGAAACUAAAGCUCAGACCAAUAAAACAGAAAUUAGCAAUGACUUGGUACUCAGCCCUGCUGGAAAUGGAGCUGGUCCUGAAUGACUUAGAACCUACUUUUACCAUUCUUUUCACUCCUUUCUAAGGAGUCAUGUGUCCAAGGUUCCAGGCACAUUUUUCUGGAGCAUUUCAGAGAUGAUUGCCCAUGAGUUACUUAGACACCUCUGGAGUCUGUGUCCUCUUCUUUCUCCAAAGAGUCCCCCAGACAUACAGCUGCAGGUGAGAAGACAGUAUUAGAAGCCUCUUUAGGCCUGGAAUCACCUACAACACAGAUGUUUCUAAUUUCCUCUUUUCCUCCAGGCCUUCAACAGCAGACUCAGUGAGUCACACAGACACUUGGUCUCUUACAGACGCUCAGUCUGCAAGUCACAGGGUAAUUUGUGCUCUGUACUUAUAUUUGUUAAAACCUGCUGCACCUAGUCGAUUCCCACUCAGCGACCCUAUAUGAUAGAGUAGAAUUGCCCCAUAGGGUUUCCAUGGAGCGGCUGGUGGAUUCGAACUGCCGACUUCUUGGUUAGCAGCCUAAACUCUUAACCACUGUGCCACCAGGUUAAUAAAACAUUUGUUUUGACGUCCCCAUGUGGCCCUUCACUGGCCGCGUGGGUAGGGGGCGGUAGGAAACAGGAUCCGAAGCUGGCGGACUGUAGCUGAGAGGAGUGGGGGUGGGGAGGACCUUGGCCUCUUUCUGUGCUUGUAACCAUCGUGACUCAUCUGGUGAGUCACUGAGCUCCACCUCCCUCCAGCUGCCCCUCCCAGCAGCUUUCAGGCCUGGCACAAACCGGCAACCAGACUAGAAUUCUGAAAAUGGAAAAAUCUGAUACAGCCUCUUGCCUCUCUCCACCCUUGUUUUCAUCCACUAAUCCUCUGCUAAGGAGUCCUCGUGGCGCAGUGGCUAAAGCGCUCAGCUGCCAACCAAAAUGUCGGCGGUUCGAACCCACCAGCUGCUCCUCAGGAGAAUUUCCUUUCCCCAAUGUGGCAGUCUGCUUCCAUAAAGAUUUCCAGCCUCGGAAACCCUAUGGGGCAGCUCUACUGUGCCCUACAAGGUUGCUCUGAGUCGCAGCUGACCACGCAGCAGUGGGUGGGUGAUGGUAAGGCACUGCUAGUGGGUGUGUCUUGGGGGGUUAGAGGCAUUCAUGUUAACCCUCAGCUGCUGCCGCUUUGGCACUCCUGGUUGGGUGCUGAUCCAACCAAUUUAUUUCUCUCUCUUUUGACUUUCACUCAUUUCCUCCGAUGGUUUUUCUCUGUGUUCCUCCGAUGCCCCCACACCUCUAAAUGAUUUAAGACUAGAAUGAGGCUCUUGAAUGAAGGGUAUUGGGGAGAAGGAAUGUGCAUGAGAUUUUUAAGUAGUGGCGCACACCUGUUCCUAUGCUCUUGUUUUCUUAUUGCAACAGACCUUACGAAGAAUUUCCUUCCCCCAAGAGGCUGUGGCUCCUGGAACCCAGGGGCAGGGAGUAGGGAGUAGGGAGUGGUGCUGCGUAGCUUUUAAGGUUUCUAGAAUCAAGCUUCUGGGCCACCUUCCUAGUAGCUGUAUGUCUCUUCAUUCCAGACUGACUCCCUAUCUCAUGGUGUUUUCAUUAGUUCCGUAGUUGCAGCUAAGACAGGGAAUUUUUAAAGCUGAGGCCGGAAGGGUGUGUGCGCUGGGGGGGAGGGAGAAUCGAGUGUCACUUUGGAAAACGGGGCCCCCACCUAAGGAUCGUUGCUUCCGUAUGGACUCAAGAACAAUAAAACAGCAGCUGAUUUAACUUUUUUAUUUUGCAUUUCCUGGCCUUUUCAUGUCUAAAUAUAAUUUUUGCAUUGCGACCCCCCAGUAACCCUCAGCUGCAGUUCGUAUACUCUCCUAGCGCCACCACCCCCCCAUCUUUGCUUCUUGAGUUGCAAAGAGGAGGGAGUGGGAUGGGAUUUUUAAGCUGAACAGAGGUUUUCCAGCCCUCAGCUUUCAAAGUCCUGGACAUGAAUCAUUAAUUUGGAGAUCUGGUUCUGGGUUGGAGGGGGAGGGGUCAUGUACCUGGAAGGGGCUCUAGUUUCCAAUUGGUUGGGGUGUGUGUGUGUGUGUGUGUGUGAGAGAGAGAGAGAGAGAGAGAGAGAGAGAUUGCGAAAUGCGCAGGGUUAUGUGGUAAGAUCUUUUCCUUGGGUCUCCCACCCCCACCGCCAAGACUUGCACCAUACACACCUGUACUUGUGUCUACAUCCUGAAGAUAUUUCAGUUUCUUUCCCUGGUUCUCCACAAUAUCGUUCACAUGACGUAUGUUUCAUGCUUUUUGGAGAAGGAUAUACAAAAACAUCUAACCUGUCCCCUCCCCAAUUCUUGGGUCUCCCCUGACAAAAAUCCCCUGAGGUCCAGUUUUGAUUUUUUCCUCUUCUCAGCCAUUUUUAUUAGGUUUGUUGGGGGAGGCAGUAGGAGGUCUGAACUACUUUUGCAUUCUUCCUCUUUAAGAAGGUUUGUUCAAAAGAGAGCUGAACUUCCCAGAGAAAACAUUACUGAGACAGUACAGAGAAGCAGCCCAAAUUAUCCCGGUUUAAUCAUUGCUAUUACUGCUCCCAUCAGUUUCCAAUGCUCAUGAACAGGAAGAGAAUUGGAUCUGGGGUUAAGAUUAAAAAAAAAAAAAGGAGUCUGGGUAGCUUUCUCCCAGUUCCCCAUUUUUUCCUCUGCUUUUCUCAGGCUCCUCCACUUCCCACUUUUCCAAAAUUGUGUGUAUUCCACUUUAAGGGGCUGGGCAUCUCUCCCGCCCUCUUCAGAGUCGACUGAAGUUUCCGAGGAGACUACUCUGGCUGGACACACCUUUCAAAAGACCCUCAAGUUGUACUCGGUCCGCCUCAAAUGUUCCUUUCCCAUGUGUCCUCCCCUCUGCCCCUCUCCCAGGCUUCCCUCUCCUCAACUCCAAGAUACAGCCUCUUCCCAAAGGGACUGAGCAUCCUCGAGGUUUCCCACCCUUAACUGCUCCGUCCCCGGAUGGAGGCAGAGAAAUGUGGUGGGGGGGCCGGGGCCAGACUUUCAACAUCGCCCCCCAGAAGGAGGAAGCAGAAAUGGGGCUCUCCGGACCAAAGUCUGUCCAAAGGAGCGGGAUGCCGGAGCCCAAGAGCAAUCAGCUUGACAGUUGCCUGGCCUCUGGCUGUCUCCCAGGGGAGCAGAUCCUAGCAUGGGCCCCAGGGGUAAGGAAGGGGCUGGAACCUGAAUUGCCUGGAACACUGAUCUGCACCAACUUGAGGGUCACCUUCCAGCCCUGUGGAUGGCAGCGGGGUCAGGACACUCCCCUGAGCAGUGAGUAUGAUUUUGCCCUGGUCAACAUUGGGCGAUUAGAGGCUGUGAGUGGCCUGUCCAGAGUCCAGCUCCUCCGUCCAGGGUCCCCGCUUAAAUUUAUCCCUGAGGAGAUCCUGAUUCAUGGCCGAGACUUCCGGCUGCUCAGAGUUGGUUUUGAGGCUGGAGGACUAGAACCUCAAGCCUUUCAGGUGACCAUGGCCAUUGUCCAAGCCAGAGCUCAGAGCAGUCAAGCCCAACAGUAUUCAGGGAUAACGCUGAACAAGACUGGCCAGAGUUCUGGCCCCAGAAAACCACCUGUUCCCCUCUUGGAAACAUCAGAAGACUGGGAGGCUGAGCGGAAGAAGCAGGGGGCCAGGGACUGGAGGGUCAGCACUGUCAAUGAGAGGUUCGACAUAGCCACCAGCCUCCCCCGUUACUUCUGGGUCCCUAAUCGAACUCUGGACAGCGAGGUCAGGAGAGCAUUUGGUCACUUCCAUCAGAGCCGUGGACCGCGCCUGUCCUGGCAUCACCCUGGGGGCAGUGAUCUUCUCCGCUGUGGUGGCUUUUAUACAGCCAGUGACCCUAGCAAGGAGGAUAUCAGAGCAACGGAGUCAAUGCUCCAGGCUGGGCAUUCGGAUGUUGUCCUGGUAGACACCAUGGAUGAGCUACCUAGUCUUACAGAUGUCCAGCUUGCCCACUUGAGGCUGAGGGCCCUCUGCCUGCCCGAUUCAUCUGUUACUGAGGAUAAAUGGCUCUCAGCCCUGGAAGGAACUCGAUGGUUAGACUAUGUCAGGUCUUGUCUCCGAAAAGCCAGUGACAUCUCAGUUUUAGUGACCUCCAAAGUUCGCUCUGUAGUACUUCAAGAGCUCGGUGAUCGUGAUCUCAAUGGCCUCCUCUCUUCACUCGUCCAGCUGCUUUCAGCCCCCGAAGCCCGAACAUUGCUUGGCUUUCAAUCACUAGUACAACGAGAGUGGGUGGCAGCUGGACACCCCUUCCUGACCCGGCUUGGGGGAACUGGGGCCAGUGAGGAGGCUCCAGUGUUUCUCCUCUUCCUUGAUUGUGUCUGGCAGCUCCUCCAGCAGUUUCCAGCUGAGUUUGAAUUCUCUGAGUUUUUCCUUCUUGCUCUUCAUGACAGUGUCAGAGUCCCUGACACCCUUACGUUCCUGAGAGAUAAUCCCUGGGAGCGUGGAAAGCAGAGUGGACAGUUCAGCUCCUAUACACAAGUGUACACCCCACGGAACUCCCAGCCCCUACCUGGGAACUCUGUUAACCAGCAGCUCUCUGUCUGGGACUGGGGUUUACGCUACAGCAAUGAACAAAUCCUACAAUUCCAUAAUCCUGGCUAUGACCCAGAGCACUGCCCAGAUUCCUGGCUCCGUAGACGACAGUCACGCUUCAUGGUUCCUGGACCCCCCAGUUCUGUGUGGCUCUUCUCUAGAGGGGCCCUGACACCCCUUAAUCACCUCUGUCCUUGGCGGGACAGUCCCUCCCUACUGGCCGUCUCUUCUCGUUGGCUUCCUCGACUAGCCAUCUCCACUGAAAGCCUGGCUGACCAGGAGUGGGGGCUCCCCUCACAUUGGGGGGCUUGCCCUUUACCCCCAGGGCUACUGCUUCCUGGAAAUCUGGGACCCCAGAUCAGGCUCUGGAAACGCUGCUACCUGAGGGGAAGGCCUGAAGUCCAGAUGGGCCUGUCAGCUCCCACAAUCUCUGGCCUCCAGGAUGAGCUAUCCCAUCUUCAGGAGCUAUUAAGGAAAUGGACGCCAAGACCACCAAGACUAUCUCCUGAAGAUCACUCUAAGAAGAGAGACCCAAAUACCAUUCUCCUCAACCCUGCUGAAACUGCUGGCAUUGUCACAGACAGGGAAGAGGCCUGUCUGGGUUGAGGGAGGGUUCUGUCUAAUCCUGAUUUUUCUUAUCUGGUUUUGCUGCCUCAGCUUCCACACUCCAGCCCUUAAACAAGCUUACUUAGCAGGCCUGAGUUUCCAUUGCAGGGGGUGGCGCUAACCUUCUCCAACUCUUGUCCUGUGUGUUUUGAUUCCUCGAGAUUUUUUGUUUGCUUGUUUCUCGUGAUUUGAAGAAAUCAGUAAACAAAAUCUAUAAUGUGAUCUCCCAUUUUUUUCAAGGCAUUACCACCUCUUUUGGAUAUCAGCUGUUAAAUUGUGAGAUCAGAGAUGCUGGUCAUCAUCCCAACAAGAUGGCCUAGUGACCUCAUUCUUACCCCUCUUGCUGCUUAAUUCCAAUUAAUAUUUCUUAUAGUUCUCCAUGAGAAUGGGGUGGAUAUGGGAGACACCCUGCCUCCUCCAGCUGUGUAUUUUUGCAGUGACAUUUGUAUUUAAAAGGUUGAUUAAAGCACGGUAUUUAUACACGUUGCUGGCAUUUAUCUGAAUAGAUGAUUCUAGGUAGCAAAGAGUGGUGGGUGGAAGGUGGGUGUGACCCAAGAGAGGAAGGCACCCACCAUAUUAUUACGAGAUAAGAGAAUGGAGUCAGGUGAGGGUCUGCAGAAUUCACAUGUAAUUUGGGAAAGGGGUUCAUUUCUCUGUGCCUCCCACUUUAGGGGUAGAUGUGGCAAGAGCUGGGGAGCAUAUCAAGAGUUGUUGUUGGGCUAGUGUGUUCAGGCGGCUGAGACAAGGCUCUGGGCUUCAAUCCCAGCCACCCCUUGGCUUUGGUGUCCCAUCAUCCCCCUGCAAUAACGGCUAGCCGAGCUUCGACGUCACUCCCCGCUCAGACAUUCCGCAAUACCCGCCCGAGGGAAAACAAAAUACCUCAAGCCCAGGCCGGAGCUGUGAAGCCGAAUCUGGCGAGGGCUGCGAGCCAAGGUGGAAGGCAGCCGAGCCCUUGGGCGCGGGUUCCUCAACACUUUUCUGAAGGAAAAAAGAUCACCUGGCUACAAGAUACAUGAAAAGCAGUUUUGUUUCUAGCUUUCAAAUUUACAUUUUCGGGAGCAGCUGCAUGGUUUAACCUCUAGCACUGCUUUACGGGGUCUGAACGUUUCCGUUUCCCCUCCCAGCUCGGGCGCUCGCAGGCGCGGCCCGGAGCAAGACCAACACCCCACAGCAAGAGUAUCCCAAGCCGCGCCCAAUCUCGGCGCCUCCUAAGAUGGCUCCGGCCGCUUCCGGCUCC